Molecule: messenger RNA, 1733 nt
Organism: Perognathus longimembris pacificus (Pacific pocket mouse)
Lineage: Eukaryota; Metazoa; Chordata; Mammalia; Rodentia; Heteromyidae
Gene: Aldh7a1
Product: aldehyde dehydrogenase 7 family member A1
Exons: 18
Coding region: 28-1647 (539 amino acids)
Molecular function (GO): aldehyde dehydrogenase (NAD+) activity
Source: RefSeq, a predicted model, not a curated record
GGUGAAGUCGGGCGAGGCGGUCUCACUAUGUGGCGUGCGGCCCGCGGGCUGGGUGUGCAGGCUGUGAGGUGCUGCGCGUUUCCCGGACCUCGGAGCAGGCCAGUCGCCUUCAUGUCUACGCUGCUGAUCCAUCAGCCCCAGUUUGCUUGGCUGAAAGAACUGGGGCUGCGCGAGGAGAACGAGGGCGUGUACAAUGGAAGCUGGGGCGGCCGGGGCGAGGUUAUUACAACCUACUGUCCUGCUAACAAUGAACCAAUAGCAAGAGUGCGACAGGCCAGUAUGUCAGACUAUGAAGAAACCGUGAAGAAAACAAAAGAAGCUUGGAAAGUCUGGGCAGAUAUUCCUGCUCCGAAGCGUGGGGAGAUCGUACGACAGAUUGGGGAUGCCUUACGGCAGAAGAUCCACGUUCUGGGAAGCUUGGUGUCCUUGGAAAUGGGGAAGAUCUUAGUGGAAGGCGUGGGAGAAGUUCAGGAGUACGUGGAUGUUUGUGAUUUUGCCGUGGGCUUGUCGCGGAUGAUUGGCGGACCCAUCCUACCUUCUGAAAGACCUGGCCAUGCCCUCAUUGAGCAGUGGAAUCCUUUAGGCCUGGUUGGGAUCAUCACCGCAUUCAAUUUCCCUGUAGCAGUGUAUGGCUGGAAUAAUGCCAUCGCAAUGAUUGCUGGGAAUGUCUGCCUUUGGAAAGGAGCACCAACGACUUCACUCAUUAGCAUAGCAGUCACUAAGAUAGUGGCCAAGGUUCUGGAGGACAACAAUCUGCCGGGUGCAAUUUGUUCCUUGACAUGUGGUGGAGCAGAUAUCGGCACAGCAAUGGCCAAGGACGAGCGUGUGAGCCUUCUGUCCUUCACAGGGAGCACACAGGUUGGGAAGCAGGUGGCCCUGAUGGUUCAGGAGAGGUUUGGGAAGAGUUUGUUAGAACUUGGAGGAAAUAAUGCAAUAAUUGCUUUUGAGGACGCAGACCUCAGUUUAGUUGUUCCAUCUGCCCUCUUUGCUGCCGUGGGAACAGCUGGCCAGAGGUGUACCACUACAAGACGAUUGUUUCUACACGAAAGUAUCCAUGAUGAGGUGGUAAACAGACUUAAAAAGGCCUAUGCGCAGAUCCGUGUUGGGAACCCAUGGGACUCGGAGGUUCUCUAUGGGCCACUCCAUACCCAGCAGGCAGUGAGCAUGUUUCUUGGAGCUGUGGAAGAAGCCAAGAAAGCGGGUGGCACAGUGGUGUAUGGUGGCAAGGUGAUGAGCCGCCCUGGAAAUUAUGUGGAGCCCACCAUUGUGACAGGCCUUGCCCAUGACGCACCCAUCGUACACAUGGAGACUUUUGCUCCCAUUCUCUAUGUCUUCCAAUUCAAGAAUGAAGAGGAGGUAUUUGAGUGGAAUAAUGAAGUGAAGCAGGGACUUUCAAGUAGCAUCUUUACCAAGGAUCUGGGCAGAAUCUUCCGCUGGCUUGGACCUAAAGGUUCUGACUGCGGCAUUGUAAAUGUCAACAUUCCAACCAGUGGGGCUGAGAUUGGAGGCGCGUUUGGGGGAGAGAAGCACACGGGAGGCGGCAGGGAGUCUGGCAGCGACGCCUGGAAGCAGUACAUGAGGCGCUCCACCUGCACAAUCAACUACAGUAAGGACCUCCCACUAGCCCAGGGAAUCAAGUUUCAGUGACGUGUGCAUUCCUGUGGCUGCUCCAAGGAGGACGGACUGAGAAAAUGAAGGUUUACCCUGAAUAAAAUGCAGCUUUUUGAACAUGA